UCACCUGUCACUCUGACACCCUUGACACUCAAUCAUUUUUUGAAGUAUGCCGAGGACCAUCUUGGUGUCGCAUUUGCCUCAACAUAUGAACCCUCCCUGCGUGGCAUUGGUGCAGGUCCAGAUAUACUUGCAGACAUGGCUGACCAAGAUCUUGCUCGAGUUGGGCUCAGCGCAGGUGACAUUAUUCAGCUGAAGAAAGGAAGUGUUACAUGGUGGAACGGACCUCUUGCAAAGAAUAGUUCAAAGCGUCAACGGAGCGAUACAGCUGACUCAAACAUUCCCGAGUACAAGAAAUUCCAGUAUGAGAGGAGAUACCACGAUGGGGGACGAGCACGCAUCAGUGGAAGUCGUAUGAAGCCUGAUGAGCGUCCACCGAGCAAGCGCAGGGAUCUUGACUAUGAUCUUUACUACUUUUGCGAAAAUAGGCAGAGUUGGGUUAUCUUUCCUCCUGGAUUCACAUUCGAGUCAGAGGGUGAUCGUGCAGAUACAGAAGAUCCUUUUAUUUAG
Suillus discolor is the source of this 507-nucleotide messenger RNA. RefSeq lists its product as uncharacterized. The record is from RefSeq and is a predicted model, not a curated record. NCBI's taxonomy places the organism in Eukaryota, Fungi, Basidiomycota, Agaricomycetes, Boletales, Suillaceae. The transcript has a single exon. The annotation marks the transcript as partial.